CGUGUGAGAUAGAAGGCACGAUCGUAGCAGUUUGGUACAUCAACCCACUCAUUUCACAACAUUUGGCCAUAUCGGCAAUUAAAUCAGUUUUGCUAUCACUACUGCUGACAGCCAGAUAUGCCUUACACUUCGCUUAUCACUCAUUACUUGCUCCAUCCUGGCGUAAAAUAACAGUUUAAAUUCUUUGCCUAGCAUCUCGCAAGCAACAUUAUCUUCCAAAGAGCAGUGGAAUAAUACAAUCUAAAAAAUGGACCAGGACACAAUACUGAACAAGUAUCCGUACAUAACGAAGGAAUACCUGGAAGAUAUUCUCCGUAGAGAUCAAUGCGAAAAUUCUAUCCGAGUACAAGAUUUCAAUGUAGUGCCUGCGCUAGGUAAAGGGCAGAACUAUUCAAGUGACAUUUUACGAGUAAAGGUCAACUAUGUUACCGGGAGCAAUAAUCGAAGGACACAAACCUACAUAAUCAAAUCAUCGUUAGUCAGUGAGGGGUUGGCCGAUAUGUUAGAAGAAUAUGACGUUUUCCAUCGGGAAAUUGCCGUUUACAACAACGUCAUGCCACGAGUUGAACAACUGCUUGCAUCUAUUGGAUUUACAAGAAAAAUUGCACCAACUGCACACGCGGUCAACUCAUGCCAUCCCAAACAUUUUGUCUUUGAAGAUCUGAAUUUGCAAGGAUUCAAAUCAGUCGAUCGAACGCAAGGUCUCAACUAUCGCCAGUUAGAGAUGGUUUUAGAGAAAAUUGCCAAGUUCCAUGCAGCAACCGCUGUUAUGUUCAGUCAGGACGAAGAAAGCAUGAAGGAUCACCAUUACCGGAACAUUAACGAAGAUGUGCAGCACUUCUACCCUUUGUUCCAAAAUAGCAUGGUUGCCUGUGCAGAGCAAGCUCAAAAAUGGCCAAGCACUGCCAAGAAUAUCGCAAACAAACUGUUCGAUUUAGAGAAAACAGUUAUUAAGAAAGGAUGCCAGGUGUACACACGAGAUAACUCGACAUUCAAUGUUUUAAACCACGGUGAUCUGUGGGUCAAUAACGUGAUGUACAAAUUCGACUCGAAAGGUGAUCCAAUUGAAAGCAUUCUGGUUGAUUAUGCUAUAGGAUUCUUCGGAUCUCCUGCAAUUGAUCUUAGCUAUUUAUUAUUCACAUCGUCUUCAAAUGAUGUCACCACGGAACAGUUUGACCUAUUGUUGCAGUAUUACCAUUCGGAACUCGUUGACUGCUUAGUGAAGCUGAAAUACAUCAAGCCGUUACCAACUCUACUGGACAUUCAAGUGGAAAUGCUUCGCAAGGGCUUUGUUGGAGUUAUGUAUGUCACCUUUCUGAUUCCAUUGCGAUUGAUUGAGGAUACGGCGAACGCCGAUUUAGGUAACCUGCUGGGGUCAACGCCCGAGGCUGUAGAGUUCCGGUACCAAAUGUUCAGUCACCCGAAGUAUCAAGACAGAAUGGAGUACUUGCUAAAAUAUUUUGAUCGAAAAGGAUACAUUGACUAAACAUGUGAUGACAAUUGAACCGUUUGUUUAAGAAACUGCACAUGUGACAUUUUUGGCUAUAAUGAGGUUUUAAUAUAUUCUGAAUCCUUUUUUCUAAUUGAUUUUGAGGCUCAUUUGUUUUAUACAAAACUCUACGAAGCCGAUAAGCUUAUUGAAUAGAAAAAGUUAUCUAAAAUAAAUAGAAUUUUUCCGCGCUUUUUGUGAGCCGCAUACUUUUCUGUUCUUGUAGGUAGAUCCCGCUUUUUCUACUUACGUUGUUACUCAGCAUAUUCUCGCAGCAUUUUUUUCACUAUAUAAUUUAGAAUACCUUUGCGUUCAUACCACAACUGGUCAGUUUUAUUUUUGAAUACGAUUUUCGUUGGAUCUUGUUCUUCUUCUGAUUUCGUAGAUUGCUGUCUGCCCCCACUCGCAUAACAGUCUUAUUUGAUUUUUCAUCACUUUUUAGUUAAUACAAUGAAUAGUGUUUAUGUACUUCCUUAAAUUUCCAUAAAUCAUAAUAAAAAUUGCGAGUUUGUAUGUCCAUGAGUGAAAAAAAACACCAAGUCAUGUGCGUCCCAUAUUGAAAGUACCCGCAAAUCAGUCCCAUUAAGAAUUUACAUGUCCUGAUUCCAUAAAACUGAACAAUGUUUCGAUCAAACUAAACCUCGUACAAAAACCUGCCUCAAUGAUUCGUGAUUUCCAGAGACGGCAGUACAUACUUCAUAUCACCACCCGUGUACAAAUGAUCGAGGCCCAAAUCGACUGGAAAUUUUUCGCGAACUGAAUACUCCACUGUACCUUAUUGUCCGAGUAACAAAAAUACAUCAUCAUCCGGUAUUUCUGGUUGAAGGUCAAAUACCCGAA
Molecule: messenger RNA, 2329 nt
Organism: Armigeres subalbatus
Lineage: Eukaryota; Metazoa; Arthropoda; Insecta; Diptera; Culicidae
Exons: 4
Coding region: 248-1486 (412 amino acids)
Source: RefSeq, a predicted model, not a curated record